This is a messenger RNA of Gasterosteus aculeatus aculeatus (three-spined stickleback), 1717 nucleotides long. It is a transcript of the gene dync2li1, whose product is annotated as dynein, cytoplasmic 2, light intermediate chain 1. Gene Ontology annotation, molecular function: dynein heavy chain binding. Gene Ontology annotation, cellular component: ciliary basal body; axoneme; cytoplasmic dynein complex. Gene Ontology annotation, biological process: intraciliary transport involved in cilium assembly; intraciliary retrograde transport. Lineage: Eukaryota; Metazoa; Chordata; Actinopteri; Perciformes; Gasterosteidae. The record is from RefSeq and is a predicted model, not a curated record.
AGUAAUAGUUAUUACAUCAUCAAACUGCGCCGUUACUCUGGCAACGCUCGGCUGGGUUUCCUUUGGUGCUAGCUAACGUUAGCUGUUAGUUAGCUUAUCGAGCUAUCAAAGCUGAUGCCAAAAAUAAGCUCAGACACGAUAUGGGAGCAGGCUGCCGCGGAGGUCCACAGCCGGGAGGCUGAAGGCGGCGAGGAGGACGCAGGAGAGACGCUGGGCGAGAGGACCGUGUUCCUAAUGGGGAGCAAGUCCGGGGGUAAAACGUCCAUUCUCCUCAGGUGCCUCGACAGGGAUGAGCCAUCCAAGCCUACUCUGGCGCUGGAGUACACUUUUGGCAGACGGGCCCGAGGACACAACAUACCCAAAGACAUAGCCCACCUAUGGGAGCUGGGAGGAGGGACCUCUUUGUCCGACCUGGUCCAGAUCCCCAUCACGGCUGCCAGCAUCAGGUCUCUCUCUGUCAUCCUCAUUCUGGACCUCUCCAAACCCAACGCUCUGUGGGGAACCAUGGAAAAGCUGCUGCAGGCAGCACAAGACCAGUUGGAGAAGGUCUCUUCCCAGGCUCAACAAGCACAGAAAGCCAAACACCAGCCGGCUGUUCAUUUGGCAGCACGUCUGUUACCUAAAGACUAUCCUGACAGAGAGCUGAUCAGUCCCUUUCCUGUUCCAUUGCUGAUUAUUGGCAGCAAAUAUGACAUAUUUCAGGUAUUCGACUCGGACAAGAAGAAAGUGGUUUGUAAAACACUGCGUUUUGUGGCCCACUACUACGCGGCUUCACUUAUUUUCACAAGCAUCAAGUCGGAGAGCUUAAUAUCAAAAACCAAGAGCUUCUUCUCCCACCUGGCUUUUGGUCUGGACAGAGGGAAAACUGUGUCGUGUGACUCCAGUAAGCCUCUCGUCAUUCCCGCAGGCUCCGACUCCUUCAGCCAAAUCGGGUCGCCGCAUACUACUGAUGUGGACAUUACAUCUCUGCAUGCCAAGAACCCAAAGGACCUCUGGAAGAAGGUCUACGAACGCGUCUUUCCCCAAGAGAAUACCGGUGAGCAGAGAGAAUUAAAGGAUCCAGCCAGAGACCCACAAUACAGUGAGCCUCAGAUUGAUGCCAUGAGAGCCCAGAAAGACCAGGAGUUGGACCAGUACAAAAGGAAUGCAGCGAAGUCUUGGAAAGGACUGGAGCUGGAGACAUGAGACAACCAGCUUUAUGAUCACACACACACAUGAAUGUAAAUACAGUAUGCAAUUUGCUUUAUUUAUUUCAUUUUGUGUCAUUUGCUAUUUUAAACAAAACAAAACAACUUCUAUACUCAUGAACAACAUUUUUACCACAUUGCAAUAAGCAUUACUAUUACUUAUUGACACAUCACAAUAUUAAAAAAACGUAAUAUAUAAGUGACAUUUUUGUGCUUAAAAUGGGGUAAGAUGAUUCACAGAGGAAUCAAACUGGUGAUUUUGUUUUGAAGCUUUAGCUUAAAAGUACUUUGUAUCUAUUGUUCAAUAAAAAAUGAACACAUUCAACAUAAACAUAGUUUAAUCUGUGCUGCACCUCUCAGACGUUGUCUGAUUCGGUGAUAAAGCAGCAGGUUCGAUGGGGUCCGUCCCUGGACGCGUCCCACAGUAACCCGGUUGUACACUUUGCAUCCUGCACUGCCGUUGUUUGCUAGUAAAAGCUCUCUGUACUUUAAUCAUUGCUCCAACCUAAUAACACUUUUAUUCUAAUCAA